CUCGAUGGGACGGACGAGCGGCCAGCCUUGUUAUAUUACACUCCAGUAUUACAGUCCAGGCAGCUGUCACUCUCAGGGCUCCAGCACACAAAGGUCAGAGGAUCACCAGGGCACCGGAGGACUGCCAGCUACGGGGCGCAGACAUGAGGAGGACAUGAGGAUGAUGUGAGGUGUCACCAAUGGGGAGCUCCUCCACUACUCUCCGGAGGCUGAGGCUGGGGAAGCUGAAGAUCGUGCGCAGACGCCUCCUGCAGCAUUAUGAGCACCAGCCCUUCAUCUCCCUCCUGGCCGGUCUAUACAGCUGCCGAUGGAAACGGUACCAGCGCCAGAAGACCGAGUCGGGACAGUGCUGCUGCAAAUGGAAGGAGUCGGUGUUCUUCCUCCUCCUGGUGGUGACUUUCUGCCUCUCUUUAGUUUUCCUGUAUUCCUGGGGCGAAGCUAAGAACGACUACAAUGACUUUGACUGGUUCACGUAUAAAGGUCUGGGUUAUUGGUUCCUGUGGUCAUUGCUGAUCCUAGUGGUGGUGGCCGUGUUGUUCGCCUAUAUAGCAGUAUUGGUGGUUUUGGCGGUAUGUCUGCUCUCCGAAGGGCAGCAGCUGUACCUGCAUUGGAGCCACAAGGGAGGGAUGCUGUUUGUCCUUAUUUUCUUUAUUGGGGCCCUCGUUGUUUUGUCCAAUUUAUGGGGUGAAGAAUGGGCAGCUGUUCGCCUCUCGUUCCAGGUGACAGCUCCAUAUCUGCACAUUGGUUCUCUAGCGGCAAUGACCCUCUUGUCAUGGCCCGUAGCAUUGUAUUUUGUCAGGAUGACCACAAAACUCUCUCAGGCGAUGAUCGUCGGCCCCUACAUCGCCGUGCUGCUGCUCCUGUAUUUCUUACCCCUGGGGAUGUAUUCCCCCUGCAUUAGGGAGAAGGGGACCCUUGGGGCAAAACCCCUGCUCAUAGGACACAGGGGGUCACCAACGUUUGCACCAGAAAAUACACAAAUGUCCUUUGAAAAAACAAUAGAAUAUGAAGGUGACGGCCUGGAGACCGAUGUAACAAUCAGUUAUGAUGGCGUCCCCUUUCUUAUGCACGACAGCACUUUAGGAAGAACAACAAACGUGAAGGAUGUGUUUCCUAACUUCACCAACAUCAAUUCCGCCCUGUUUCCUUGGGAUAUGCUGGAGAAUCUCAAUGCUGGGAAGUGGUUCACACAGAAGCCACCAUUUUCCCAGAUGGGAUCCUUAUCCAGUGAAGAGCAGCAGAGGGCAGCGAAUCAGUCCAUUUACAAACUGGUCGACUAUCUGAGGCUGGCCCACCGCGCCAACAAGACCGUUAUCUUCGACCUCUAUCGCCCUCCGCAGGAUCAUCCCUACCGUGACACUUGGAUUAAUCGGACGCUGGAAGUUAUCAAUGAAGCCGCUAUUGAUCCCAGACUGGUCUUAUGGCUAGCGAACGACAUGAGGUCCUUUGUCCAGUCGGUGGCCCCUGGGUUCCAGCAGACACUGGGUUUUAAAGAGAGUGUGGAGGAACUUGUCAAAUAUCACAUUGUGAAACUCAACCUGCCGUACAGCAUGAUGUCCCAGCAAGACAUCAGUAAAUACGCGGCGGCCAAUAUCACCACCAACCUGUACGUGGUCAGUGAGCCGUGGCUCUUCUCCUUGGCCUGGUGCUCCGGAGCUUAUUCCGUCACCACCAAUUCUGUCCGUGAGCUGAAGAAGAUAGAGGAGCCCAUGUUCCUCCUGACCCCGGCUCAGUACAGUCUCAUGUGGAUCCUCACUGAUCUCCUUUCAGCUUUACUGAUCACUCUCAUCUUUGUGCUGCACUGGUGGAGAGAAAGGGGUCUCCCAUGUUGCCCAGAAAGUAAUGAGAUUCCUGACAGUGGAUUCUACAACACAUUUAAAACAGAGAUGGAUAUGUCGGUAUCUGAAGACAGCUAUGGAAGGAGUCUCCCAACCACCCCGUCUGCGAGACCCAAUGGAGAGAACCUGGGCUCCGGCGAGAUUGUCUGAGCGGGAGACAUAGACAGAGGAAGGCUCAGCACCAUCUGGGACGCCAUGAUGGAGCUUCUCCUCCCUCUGCCACCGUACCAGCCUGACCACGGACUAGAAGCGUUCUCGCGUCUAAAUCCUUGGACAGUGGUCGCCAUCCCGUUGCCCCAGGUGGAGAAUGGACUGGUACUCCGCCCGCAGCGGGCGACAGACGGGAGGGAUGGAUGAAGAGCUGUGACCAUUCAAUGCCACCUUCUAAAGCACUCCUGGGUGAUGGCCACAAUGCCCAUAGUGGUGGCAUACAGUGCCCACGUUAGGAGUCCCUGUAGUGUUGGACUCACUGAUGUGCUCAUAGACUACGACCAUCAUAAUAGUCCCUGCAGUGCCCAGACUACUACCAUCAUAAUAGUCCCUGCAGUGCCCAGACUACUACCAUCAUAAUAGUUCCUGCAGUGCCCAGACUACUACCAUCAUAAUAGUCCCUGCAGUGCCCAGACUACUACCAUCAUAAUAGUCCCUGCAGUGCCCAGACUACUACCAUCAUAAUAGUCCCUGCAGUGCCCAGACUACUACCAUCAUAAUAGUCCCUGCAGUGCCCAGACUACUACCAUCAUAAUAGUCCCUGCAGUGCCCAGACUACUACCAUCAUAAUAGUCCCUGCAGUGCCCAGACUACUACCAUCAUAAUAGUCCCUGCAGUGCCCAGACUACUACCAUCAUACGUCCCUGUGGUGCCCAUAGUACUACCAUCAUAAGUCCCUGUGGUGCCCAUAGUACUACCAUAAUAUGUCCCUGUCGUGCCCAAACUAUGACCAUCAUAAGUCCCUGUUGUGCUCAUAUUACUGCCAUGAUAAUUUUGUGUAGUGCCCAUAGGACUACUAUAAUACUAGUCCCUUUGGUGCCCAUACCAGUGCCAACAUAAGUCCCUGUGAUGCCAAUAGUACUACAAUAAUAAUCCUUGGGGUGCCCAUAGUACUACUAUUAUAAUAGUCCCUGUAAGACCCAUGCUAUGACAUCAUAAGGUCCCGUGAUGCCCGUAGUCCUACCAUUGUAAUACUCCCUGUGAUGCCCAUAGUACCACCACCUCCCUGCAGUGUCAGACUAGUUUUGGUGCCCACAGUGUCAGCAUCAUAAUAGCCAUUGCCACUAUUUGCCUCUUGAGGACGCCGUUGUAACGGCGAAACAUGUUGAGGCUGGCAAUAUAGUGUUCUAUUUUAAGCAUUUUCCAGUGGAUCACUACGUAUAUG
Messenger RNA from Hyla sarda, 3213 nucleotides. Its product is annotated as glycerophosphodiester phosphodiesterase domain-containing protein 5-like. The transcript is spliced from 16 exons. NCBI's taxonomy places the organism in Eukaryota, Metazoa, Chordata, Amphibia, Anura, Hylidae. Bases 180 to 1988 code for a protein of 602 amino acids. Gene Ontology annotation, cellular component: membrane. Gene Ontology annotation, biological process: lipid metabolic process. The record is from RefSeq and is a predicted model, not a curated record. Gene Ontology annotation, molecular function: glycerophosphodiester phosphodiesterase activity.